This is a messenger RNA of Eucalyptus grandis, 669 nucleotides long. RefSeq names its product fasciclin-like arabinogalactan protein 8. NCBI's taxonomy places the organism in Eukaryota, Viridiplantae, Streptophyta, Magnoliopsida, Myrtales, Myrtaceae. Gene Ontology annotation, molecular function: phosphotransferase activity, alcohol group as acceptor. Gene Ontology annotation, cellular component: plasma membrane. Gene Ontology annotation, biological process: carbohydrate metabolic process. The record is from RefSeq and is a predicted model, not a curated record. The coding region runs from base 1 to 669 and encodes 222 amino acids. The transcript has 2 exons.
AUGGCAAAAGCCAUGUUUUGCUUUCUUCCGCUCGCCCACUGUCGCCUUCCUCCCACAACACUCGCAGCCGGGAACGCUCCCAGCAACACCAGCUUCGUCAACAUCACCGACCUCCAGAGCGGCAAGGUGGGAUUCGGCGCCGCCACCCCCGGGUCCAAGCUCAACUCAUCGUACACCAAGUCGGUGAAGCAGAUCCCCUGCAACAUCUUUGUCCUCCAGAUCAGCGCCCCCAUCCUAGUCCCAGCCAUCCUCGUCACCCCGGCGCCAUCGGCCUCGGACAUGAACGUGACGGCGCUGGUCGAGAAGGCCAAGUGCAAGACGUUUGCGGGCCUCCUCAUCUCGAGCGGCGUCAUUAAGACGUACCAGUCAACGCUGGAGAAGGGCCUAACGGUGUUCGCGCCCAACGACGAGUCCUUCAAGGCCAAGGGCGUGCCCGACGUGAGCAAGCUCUCCAAGGCCGAGCUCGUGUCGCUCCUGCUGUACCACGUGGUGGCGGACUACAUCCCAAUCGGGUCCCUGAAGACGAGCAACACCCCGAUCAGCACCCUCGCCACGAAUGGCGCCGGGAAGUACAAUUUCAAUGUGAAGACCACCGGCGACUCCGUCGCGCUCGACAUCAGGGUCGACUCCUUGCGGGUUAUUGGGAAUUUACGGUGGGUUGAUGCAUGA